AUGAAAGUUAAUGUCAUUAACCAGACUUUCGUACUUCGCCGAUUUUCUAUCCUCGGCGUCCUGUGCAUUCUGAUCAAACGGGACGACGGCUGGGAUAGCUUAGCGGAAGCUGAGAAGGAACAGUCCCGCCGACUUGCCACGCUUAAGGAAUUCUGUAAGAAGAAUGUCUCAAUGAUUGAAUACGACCUUAUAGCACACAUGGACACGGUUGCGUCAGAUGUUCGACUUUUUGUAAAGAAGUACAACAUCACAGCGAAUGAAGAGGUUCUGCCGGAACAACGACGGAGGCACGUUAAUGAUGACAACGUUUUCAACAAAAUCUACGCGCAAGUCCCGAUAGAAGAAAUCCUGCCUCUCCGAGAGAUCUUCCAAGAGGACUUUGAUAUGUUCGGAUACUCCUUUGAACAGGAUUUGAUAAAGAUACUACAAGGAAAGUCCACGGGGUAGUCU
Branchiostoma belcheri (Belcher's lancelet) is the source of this 450-nucleotide messenger RNA. RefSeq names its product carbohydrate sulfotransferase 12-like. The transcript has 3 exons. Gene Ontology annotation, biological process: carbohydrate biosynthetic process. NCBI's taxonomy places the organism in Eukaryota, Metazoa, Chordata, Leptocardii, Amphioxiformes, Branchiostomatidae. Gene Ontology annotation, cellular component: membrane. Bases 1 to 447 code for a protein of 148 amino acids. The record is from RefSeq and is a predicted model, not a curated record. Gene Ontology annotation, molecular function: sulfotransferase activity.